UCGCAAUCUUGCAGGAAUGCGACUUGACAGGAUUUGUUGCUGUCUCUGUCAGAGCAACUGAAAUGAAAAUCGUACAUAAUUUCUGUGUGUUUUCAUAUUUAUGUCUGAAUUUCAUGUGAGUGUGUGUGUCCAGAGCUGUAAUUGUCGAUCAAUUGCUCUUCUUUCUGUGUUUCCAACAUUGUCCAAUAUGGCGGCCACUGCUGUUCUUCUCAGCUUCGCUUCUGUCUUGUGUGCUUGAGCUGCUAACAGUGGCUUACACAACCAGUCAGUCAGAUCACUUCGGACACUAAUGUAAACUACAAAGACAUCAGCAAAACACAAUGAAAAUUAGUUUUAUUGCGCUUUCCUCUUUUUGUUAUGCGACCUUUUUAAAAAUUCUGGAUGAGUAUACCGAGUUCAGCUACUGAUAUAAGAAAGCUAGACUUUAACAGCCCCUCCAGGAAGAAGAAAAGUUAUACCCUCAUCAUUUUGUGUAUAUAAAUAUAUAUAUAAAUUUAUAUAUAUAUAAUUAUAUAUAUAUAUAUAUACACAUAUUUUGUACUGAGACGGAAGUUCUAACAACAAUAUAUUAAAAUAAAAAAAUAAAAAAGGAUCGUGGCGAAGGUGAAAACCGAAGAUGCCACUGCCAAAGGGAGGCAAGCCUAGUAAAAUUGUCUAUCCUCCAAAUUGCAAAGAGGUAUCGGAGGAUAUUGGAAAAGAUGAACUUGUUCGAAGACUUAAGAUGUUGGCCAGAGUAUUCCAAGAUAUGGGGCAGGAUGAAAAUGAAAAAUACUCUGAACUAGCAUUACAUCUUGCCACUGAAUUCUUCUUCGAUCAUGCCAGUAAAGAUGUUCGUCUGCUUGUGGCAUGCUGUAUUGCCGAUGUUUUCCGUAUUUUUGCUCCUGAGGCUCCGUAUAGAGAUCCAGACCACUUAAAGGAAAUUUUCAUGUUUUUAGUCAAACAACUACGUGGUCUAGAAGAUCCUGAAUCUCCUUCCUUUAAACGUUAUUUCUAUUUGUUAGAGAAUCUUGCAUGGGUGAAGUCUUUUAACAUCUGUAUUGAACUGGAAGAUAGUCAAGAAAUCUUCUGCAACUUGUAUAAACUUAUGUUUUCAAUUAUCAAUGAAAAGCAUUCAGCAAAAGUUCGUACAUUCAUGUUAGAUAUGAUGGUUCCUCUCAUCACAGAAGCUGACACUGUCUCUCAAGAAUUACUAGAUACCAUACUCAUUAAUUUGAUUGAGCCAUAUAAAUCACAGAAUAAAUUAGCAUAUAAUCUUGCAAAGGAUCUGUUGCGAAAAACCAGCUGUGCAGUAGAGCCAUACAUUCAAACUUUUUUCAACAACUUGCUAAUGAUUGGCAAAACAUCUGAAAGUGAAGUUUCAGACCAUCUUUAUGAAUUAAUCUAUGAACUCAACAUGAUAUCUGGUACCAUGCUUCUAGCAGUAUUACCUCAACUAGAAUUUAAAUUGAAAAGCAGUGAGGAAAUAGAAAGAAAAAAUGUAACUCGUCUUUUGGCAAAAAUGUUCUCAGACCCUGAUUCCGAACUAGCAACACAGCACCGUGUGCUUUGGAAUUGUUUUUUAGGAAGAUUCAAUGAUAUUAGUACCGGAGUAAGAACAGUCUGUGUUCAGUAUGCCCAACGUUUCAUUCUCCAUCAUUCAGAUUUAGUAAAAGAUAUAAUUGAACAACUGAAAAUUCGUCAGCAUGAUCCCGAAGAGACUGUUCGAAUGGAGGUUGUAUCAGCAGUUUUGAAUGCUGCAAAGAAAGAUUUCAAAAUGAUAACUGAUGAACUGUUGGCUUUCAUUAAAGAACGAACUCUAGACAAGAAGUUUAAGAUACGGCGAGAAGCAUUACUUGGACUAGCUCAUCUGUACAAGACUUAUAUUAACCAAGAUCCUGACAACACGGCAAUUGCAAAGCGUCUUGCAUGGGUUAAGGAUAAAGUUUUUCACGCUUAUUAUCAGCAUAGCCCUGAAGACAGGUUACUUGUUGAACGCAUUUUUAACACUUGUCUUGUACCAUAUACACUGCCGACAUCGGAAAGAAUGAAACGGCUUCACAACUUGUAUACAUCUUUAGAUGAACAUGCUCUGAAAGCAUUUAAUGAGUUGUUGAAGUACCAGCAUGGAGUCCGAGUUUGUGUGCUGCAGUGGAUUGAUGCUCUAGAGCAAAAUUUGCAGGGCUGCCCUGCUCCUGUGGUAGCCAAAUUAAUAGCUCUUGCCAGACAGUUACCUGAACCUCACAAAGCUCAGGAACAUCUUAAAAAAUUCAAUCAUAUUUUGAGAGAAGAUAAACGUGUUCGCCAUUGUCUAAAAGCACUGGUCAGCUCAGACUGCACAUGCCGCAAGGCUGAAGAUGCUGUUAAAGAAAUAUUGCGAAAGGUUGGGAAUCCUGGCCAGCAAACUCCUUUCUACACAGCUGUGAAGUCUUUAUUAGAGCGUAUAGCCCCAGUCAUGAUUGAUGCAGAUGCUAUCAGUGCCUUGGUGAAGUACAACUGUGAUGUAAUUAGUGGCUUGAUAUAUGUUGAUGAUGGAGUUCUCGCAGCUGGUGAGAAAGGUUUGAAACUUCUUCUGGCAUUGUCCAGUGUCUUCCCACCCUGUUUUAACAGAGAGAGUGUUUUUGAAGAUUUAUUGACAUUCCUGAAAAAUGAAGAUGAAGUUAUAUCUGAUUUAACUCUUCAAAUAUUUGUGAACACUGGUUCCAAUUUGAAAAAAGACUGUCCAAAUAUAUAUUCAAGCCUGUUGCCAGUUCUUCAAACUACAGCCAAAAUGGGAAAUAUCAGACAAACAAAGCAUGCAAUCAAAUGUAUCAGUAUUGUGUACAAACAUGAAAAGGAAUCUAUUUUACAGCAGGUGUUUGAGCAUGUGAAGAAGUCCUUGAAUCCUGAGUCUGCUAAUUUCCUGACUUCCAUAGUGUCAAUGGGACAUAUUGCUCAAAUAUGUCCGGGAGAAUUUAGUACUGAAAUGAAAAAUGUCGUGUCCAAGUUAAUUGUUAAAGAUUUAUUGAUGCAAGAUCGAACCCAAGGUGUACAUGUUCAUGAUAGCUGGUAUGCAGAUCAUGCUAUUUCUGAAGAAACUCAAGCAAAAGUUUUGGCUAUGAAAAUGUUGGUUCGCUGGUUAUUGGGCUUACGGAAUAAUGCAGGAAAUUCAGCAACAUCUACUUUACGGCUACUUUAUACUGUGAUAAUCCAUGAGGGUGAUCUUAUGGAGAGAGGAAAGAUAAACAAACCUGAAUUAGCUCGUCUCCGGUUACAAGCAGGCUGUUGUAUGUUAAAGUUGGCAGAAGAACCCUGCUUUGCAGAGCUUAUUACCAGAGAACAGUUCCAGGCAUUAGCAUUGCUUAUUAAUGAUAGCUGUUAUCAAGUCCGUCUCCGGUUCGCUAUGAAAUUGAACAAAGGACUGCUAAGUCUUCGCUUACCUCUUGAAUAUAUGAGUAUCUUCUCUUUGGCAGCUAAUGAUCCUGUCAAGGAACGACGAGCUCAGGUGAAGCAGUUCCUUUAUGCAAAUAUUAGCAAAAGGAGAGAAUAUCUCAAACAGCAUGCAACAGCAGGCUCUAAAAUCUUUUCCUUACUCCCAGAUUAUAUGCUGCCCUAUACAAUUCACUUGUUGGCUCAUGACCCUGACCUCAAUUACUGA
This is a messenger RNA of Octopus bimaculoides (California two-spot octopus), 3613 nucleotides long. RefSeq names its product sister chromatid cohesion protein PDS5 homolog B. The record is from RefSeq and is a predicted model, not a curated record. Lineage: Eukaryota; Metazoa; Mollusca; Cephalopoda; Octopoda; Octopodidae. Gene Ontology annotation, biological process: mitotic sister chromatid cohesion; DNA repair. Gene Ontology annotation, cellular component: chromatin; nucleus.